AAAUAAUUCACUCCCCUAACGUUACAAGCUCUCAGGAUGCAGGUACCUUUAAUUCGACUUCAAUGCGGUGUGAAUAGUUACGAUUGGGGGAAGAUUGGCCAGUCUUCGGCUGCUGCCAAGUUCGCCGCUGCGGCCGCACAAACUAACUUUUCGAUUCAAGAGGAGAAGCCAUAUUCUGAACUAUGGAUGGGUACGCAUCCCUCGCUUCCUUCCAAAGACCUGGAGACGCAGCGAACGCUCCUCGAACUCUUUCAGGAUAAUCAAGCUCUGCUUUCGCAAGAUAUUGCCGACCGCUAUGGCAACAAGUUGCCGUUUCUGUUCAAGGUCUUGUCGAUUAACAAGGCUUUGAGUAUCCAGGCGCACCCUAACAAAAAGCUUGCUGAGCAGCUGCAUGCUAAGGACCCCAAGAACUAUCCGGACGACAACCAUAAACCCGAAAUGACGAUCGCCAUUACCCCUUUCGACGGGCUAUGUGGGUUUCGUCCCCUUGCUGAGAUCACCCACUUCCUACAGAAUAUUCCUUCCCUUCGAAAGCUUGUUGGCGAAGAAGAGGCAAAGGCCUUCGAGGACGCAGUGAAGGGCAAGGAGAGGUCUGAUAAAGAGGAGGAUAUUGAGGCGAACAAGAGGGCGCUACAGUCUGCCUUUACGAAGAUCAUGAACGCAGGUAUGGAUGUUUUGGCGAUGGCGUCCGAAGAGCUUCUUCAAGCAGCCAAUUCUGAGGGUGCUAGCUUUGCCGGCGAGGGGGGUCCCUCAAACGGGGGCAAAGAACUCGCUGAUCUUGUCAUCCGCCUUAAUAGCCAGUUUCCUGGCGAUAUCGGUCUCUUCGUACAAUUCUUCCUCAACUACGUCAAGCUCGACAUCGGCGAAGCUAUGUUCCUAAAAGCAGACGAUAUCCACGCAUAUCUUUCAGGAGAUAUCAUCGAGUGCAUGGCAUCUUCAGAUAAUGUGGUUCGCGCUGGAUUCACUCCUAAGUUCAAGGAUGUCUCGACACUUACCGCCAUGUUGACUUACUCGUACGCUCCAAUUAGCGAGCAGAAGAUGAAGCCCGUGGACUAUCCCUAUGCAACCCUCUCUGCCGCAGCCUACAAAUCCAACUCUACGAGCAUCCUCUACGAUCCGCCGAUCCCUGAAUUUAGCGUUGUGCGAACAGCGCUGAACAAGUCUGGUGCCAAAGCAACAUUCGAUCCCAUCCAAGGACCAAGCAUCGUGCUCUGCACAAAAGGCAAUGGUCACAUGGGUGUGGGCCCGAAGAGAGAGAUAUGCGAGGAGGGAAAUGUCUUCUUCGUAGGCGCUAAUGCGGAGUUGACGAUUGAGAGUGGGACAGAGGGAUAUGGUGGCGAGGGAAUGGUGACAUUCAAGGCUUUCUGUGAGAUUACAGAUAACGGCAGACAAUAGUUGUAAGAAUGCCGCAGCGGAUUUGAACAUAAUGGGAUGGUAGAAGACGAAAUAAUGUGUCACAGGUUCCUGAAGACGUGAUGGUCUCCAGCCGUUUGAUAUUGCCAAGACCUCAAUGAGAC
Lindgomyces ingoldianus is the source of this 1517-nucleotide messenger RNA. Its product is annotated as mannose-6-phosphate isomeras-like protein. Gene Ontology annotation, cellular component: cytosol. NCBI's taxonomy places the organism in Eukaryota, Fungi, Ascomycota, Dothideomycetes, Pleosporales, Lindgomycetaceae. Gene Ontology annotation, biological process: GDP-mannose biosynthetic process; carbohydrate metabolic process. Gene Ontology annotation, molecular function: zinc ion binding; mannose-6-phosphate isomerase activity. Bases 37 to 1395 code for a protein of 452 amino acids. The transcript is spliced from 5 exons. The record is from RefSeq and is a predicted model, not a curated record.